UCGCUUCUCUAGAACCCUACACAUUGUUUUUACUUUUGAUCAGAAUUGGACACGAAACAAAUCCAAAGGAGCCGGGAAGGCGACAUCCAGUUGUAUUUCGUAGUACACUAAAACUGUCCAACUGUGUUAAGGCUCUGCCUGUGCUGUGAACAUAAGAAUCCCUUAAUCAUCCCCCACAAUGAGUUUUCCCUUGACAAAUCCCAAUAAGGAAUCCGCGAGGGCAGCCUGCAAAAAAUGUGGCUAUGCCGGGCAUUUAACAUAUCAAUGCCGCAACUUUUUAAAGGUUGAUCCCAACAAAGAGAUUCUAUUGGAUGUCGAAAGUACUAGUUCGGAUUCAGAAUUGGAUUACCUAACCCCAUUGACUGAGCUGCGCAUGAAAGAGCUAAAGGAAAAGGAGGCGGAAAUAUUAAAGAAAAGUAGCACUAAGCCAGCUAAAGCCAAGUCAUCUUCCAAAACUAAGAAAUCUAAAAAGAAAAAGAGCCACAAACAUAAAAGCAAAAAGAAACGUAGCAGCAAAAGUAAGAAACACAAAAAACGCGCAACACCACCCACCUCCUCCUCCUCUGGUUCAGAGUCUUCCUCCUCCCUGACGUCUUCGUCAUCAAGUGAUAGCAGCACGGAAUCAGACUCAAGUGAUAAUGAAGAAUCGUCAACAAGUGAAUCGGAUGAAAAUGGUCGCAAAUUGAAAAAGAAAGGCAAAUAUAAGCGUAAGGCUGUGGAAACACCGAAUAUGAGACGCAAGAAAACUAAAGUAAAGAGGAGACGUUACAAGACCACCGACACUACCAGUGAUUCGGAGGAGGAUUCUUUUUCGGAUUAAAGAAGUAGUGAAUAUGAUCUUUUGUCGCUUCUUUUAGAACUCAAGUAGUUGAACAAUAGGACAUUAACAAAAAAGAAAAAUGACGCGAUCAUUACAAUCCAAACAUACUUGACACGGAAAUUAUUUCCAAGAAAAAUUGGUUAUUUAUUUAGGUACUUACAAUUGAAAAGAAUUUAUUCAAAUGUGAAUGAAACCGUAUAUACCCCUCAAUAUACAUAAGAUGUAGUAAAUAAAUAUAUUUAUAAUAACCAAUUAGCAUUUUAUAAGACUGUCUUUUCAAAGUCUUAAUUUUGAAUAUAACCACCGUAUAAGUUAUUUAAUUUUUAAACCACCUAUCAAAUAUAGCAAUAAUUUAUGACAAACUUAAUAUCUUUUUUAAUACAUUUGUUCUUGCAAUUUUCGAUAGAAGAAAGUGAAAAUUCCAUUUAAGACUUGUCUCUUCAUUUUAGUAACGUCAAUACGUAAUGUUUAAUUAACAGACAAUUAUCUUAUGUUAUUAUAGAAAACAAAAACAAAAUAAAAAAAGUAAAUAUAUAUACAGUCAUUUAUGUAUAAUUAUGUAUAUAAGAUUAUAUGUAUUUGUAGUAUGGAAAUUGCAUUAAAAAAAUACUUUUCAUUUUGAAUCGAA
Messenger RNA from Musca domestica (house fly), 1448 nucleotides. Its product is annotated as protein SREK1IP1. Gene Ontology annotation, molecular function: zinc ion binding; nucleic acid binding. The transcript has 3 exons. The record is from RefSeq and is a predicted model, not a curated record. Bases 179 to 820 code for a protein of 213 amino acids. Lineage: Eukaryota; Metazoa; Arthropoda; Insecta; Diptera; Muscidae.